Messenger RNA from Acanthoscelides obtectus, 1570 nucleotides. The record is from the annotation of a GenBank genome assembly. NCBI's taxonomy places the organism in Eukaryota, Metazoa, Arthropoda, Insecta, Coleoptera, Chrysomelidae.
AUCACAGUGCUUGGCCAGAAGAUCAAAUAUUUUUUUUCUUCUAGAACUCAUAUUUAAUUUGUUUACGUUGCGCAAACUGGAUCACUUUAUAGGCCCCAUACACCUGCGAACAAAUUGCGCAAACGGAUGUUGCACAAAAAGUGGUUGUACAAACAAGGUGAUCCACAUACUAUGCAAUUUACUAUGCAAUUUUAUGCAAACUUCAGUUGUGAGUUGUACUCAUGCACCUCAACAUGCCGUCUAAUGACGCAGCCUGUCUAGCUAUAAUAAUUGCUGCAGCCUGUGAUGUUGGCGUUAAUAAAAGAAAACGGAAGCAGAGAGUUUGGAUGAAAGAGUGGUUAAAGAAAAGAUCUCUUUUUAGUCACGCAAAUCUCCUUAAAGAACUUCAAGUGAGUUCACCUUUAGAUUAUAAAAAUUAUUUACGAAUGAAUUCCACUACUUUCGGCGAAUUAUUGGCUCUGGUAACACCAUAUAUACAAAAAAAAGACACAAUAUUGAGAGAGGCGAUAUCUCCCAAGCAGAGAUUGUUUGCUACUCUAAGAUAUCUUGCAUCUGGACUAACAUUUGAGGGUUUAAAAUUUGAAACUGCGAUUGCUGCUCAAACCCUUGGACAUAUUAUCAUCGAGACCUGUGAAGCAAUCAUAAAGGUUUUGAAGAAAUAUUUAAAGUGAAAAUGAAUGGAGAAAUGAGGCUGAAGCUUUUGCGAGGAAGUGGAAUUUUCCUCAUUGUCUUGGGGCGAUAGACGACAAACAUGUGAAAAUAUUUAAGCCACCUGGAACUGGUUCAUAUUACUUUAAUUACAAACAUUCGUUUAGCAUUGUUCUAAUGGGAAUCGUAAAUGCAAAUUAUGAAUUUUUGAUGGUUGAUGUGGGAGCAAAUGGACGAGUCUCUGAUGGAGGGGUUUUUUCCAAUACAGCAUUCUGUAAAAAACUUGUAGAAAAAGAUCUGUGCAUUCCUGAACCAGAAAAUUUAACAUCGACUAAUAUCAAAUUGCCCUAUGUUUUUGUAGGGGAUGAUGCUUUUCCACUUAUGGAAAAUUUGAUGAAACCAUUUAGCAAGAAAACCCUCAGCAACGAAGAAAUGAUUUAUAACUACAGGGUGUCACGUAGCCGCCGAAUCAUUGAAAAUGCGUUCGGGAUACUAGCUUCUCGCUUCAGAAUUCUGUUAAAUGAAAUUAACCUAUGUCCAGAAAAAGCUGUCAUCAUAGUACUGACAUGCUGCCACUUGCACAACUUCUUGCGACAUUACAAAGUAGAGUCGUAUUAUCAAGGUGGCAUAGAUGUUGAAAACAUAAAUAGUGGAGAGGUUGCAAAUGCUGAUUGGAGAGCAGACCCUACAUUAUUACAACUACAGGCACUCCGAGGAAGAAACACUACCACUGUAGCAAAACAAAUAAGAGCACAGUUUUGUAAUUAUUUUAAUACUGUUGGAGCUGUUCCAUGGCAGAACAAGAUAUUUCAGCAAUAAUUGUAAAUUAAUAAUGUUAACUAGUUUUUUACCGAUACUCCUAUGAAUACAGAAUUAAAAUAUAAAUUGUUUACUUACUGCGUCUUCAUUAUCAAUCUCAUAA